This is a messenger RNA of Asparagus officinalis (garden asparagus), 2632 nucleotides long. Its product is annotated as DNA replication licensing factor MCM4. Lineage: Eukaryota; Viridiplantae; Streptophyta; Magnoliopsida; Asparagales; Asparagaceae. Gene Ontology annotation, cellular component: nucleus; MCM complex. Gene Ontology annotation, biological process: DNA replication; DNA strand elongation involved in DNA replication; double-strand break repair via break-induced replication. The transcript is spliced from 17 exons. Bases 54 to 2288 code for a protein of 744 amino acids. Gene Ontology annotation, molecular function: ATP hydrolysis activity; single-stranded DNA binding; ATP binding. The record is from RefSeq and is a predicted model, not a curated record.
CAGCCACGCCCUCAACGCCGGCCUCCUCCAAUGCUGGUGAUGACGAUGCGGCCAUGGACGACGAUGCGAUGGAUUCAACCCCGGUCUUUGUAUGGGGAACCAACAUCAGUGUCCAGGAUGUCAACUCCGCUAUCCUGCGCUUCCUCCGCCACUUCCGGGACCCACAACAGUCUAGUGCUGGGAGUGCUGAUAUGGCAAUGGAGGAAGGGAAGUACAUGAGGAUGGUUCAUCGGAUUAUGGAGUUGGAUGGCGGGGAGUCACUGGAUGUUGAUGCCCAUGAUGUGUUUGAUCAUGAUCCUGAUUUGUAUGGGAAAAUGGUGAGGUACCCACUUGAAGUCCUUGCCAUAUUUGACAUUGUUUUGAUGGAUUUGGUUGCGAGGAUUGAUCCAUUGUUUGAGAAGCAUAUUCAGACGAGGAUUUAUAAUUUGAAAUCCUCAGUUUCUAUGAGGAACCUCAACCCGUCUGAUAUUGAGAAGAUGGUUUCUGUCAAGGGAAUGAUCAUCCGAAGCAGCUCAAUUAUACCGGAGGUGAAGGAAGCCAUUUUUCGUUGUUUGAUAUGUGGCUACUACUCUGAUCCGAUUAUGGUUGACCGAGGCCGUAUAAAUGAACCAACCAGGUGCGGGAGGCAGGAAUGUCUAGCGGUGAACUCCAUGACACUGGUUCAUAAUCGGUGCAGAUUUGCAGACAAACAGAUAGUGAAGUUGCAGGAGACCCCAGAUGAAAUUCCUGAAGGAGGCACUCCUCACACAGUCAGCAUUUUAAUGCAUGACAAACUCGUAGACUCUGGGAAACCAGGAGAUAGAGUUGAGGUUACAGGUGUAUACAGGGCUAUGAGUGUUAGAGUGGGUCCUGCUCAUAGAACUGUAAAAUCUCUUUUUAAGACAUAUAUCGACUGCCUUCAUUUGAAGAAGACAGAUAAAUCACGGAUGCAUAUUGAAGAUCCAAUGGAAUGUGACAACAAUAACUCCUCUACAACAAGAAUCAAUGGUGAUGAUGAAUCCCCAGAAUAUCGAGAUAAGGUUGAGAAACUGAAGGAACUCUCAAAGCUGCCAGAUAUUUAUGAUAGGCUUACCCGGUCUCUAGCACCAAACAUAUGGGAGUUGGAUGACGUCAAAAGGGGUCUUCUUUGCCAGCUUUUUGGAGGAAUUGCUCUUAAACUUAACUCUGGUGCUAGCUUCCGUGGAGACAUCAAUAUUCUACUUGUUGGAGACCCAGGAACCAGUAAAUCCCAGCUACUCCAGUACAUACAUAAAUUGUCUCCCCGUGGUAUUUACACCAGUGGAAGAGGAAGCUCUGCUGUGGGACUUACAGCCUAUGUAGCAAAAGACCCAGAGACUGGAGAAACAGUUCUGGAGAGCGGAGCAUUGGUCCUUAGCGAUAAAGGUGUCUGCUGUAUAGAUGAAUUUGAUAAGAUGUCUGACAAUGCUCGUAGUAUGUUACAUGAGGUUAUGGAACAACAAACAGUAUCAAUUGCAAAGGCUGGGAUCAUAGCUUCUCUUAAUGCUCGGACUUCAGUCUUAGCUUGUGCAAAUCCAAGUGGGUCUCGUUAUAACCCUCGAUUAUCUGUGAUUGAAAACAUACAUCUUCCUCCAACCUUGCUUUCUAGAUUUGAUUUGAUUUACCUUAUUCUGGAUAAAGCUGAUGAACAAACAGACAGGCGCCUGGCUAAGCAUAUUGUUGCCCUGCAUUUUGAGAACCCUGAGAAUAUAGUCCAGGAUGUCUUGGACCUUCCUACAUUGACAUCAUAUAUCAGCUACGCAAGGAAGCAUAUUCAUCCCCGACUAUCUGAUGAAGCAGCUGAAGAACUGACUCGUGGUUAUGUUGAAAUGAGGAAAAGGGGGAACUCUCCUGGGAGCAGUAAGAAGGUGAUAACAGCAACAGCCAGGCAAAUCGAGAGCUUGAUUCGUCUCAGCGAAGCACUAGCUCGAAUGCGGUUUUCGGAAUUGGUAGAAGUACAUGAUGUUGAAGAGGCAUUUAGACUUCUGGAUGUGGCGAUGCAGCAGUCAGCAACUGAUCAUGCCACAGGGACAAUCGACAUGGAUCUUAUUAUGACUGGAAUAUCAGCGAGUGAGAGGAGUAAACGUGAGAAUCUAGUUGCAGCAACUCGUAACCUUAUAAUGGAAAAAAUGCAAAUAGGGGGACCCUCGACUCGCUUACAAGAGUUGCUGGAGGAGCUUAGGAAACAAAGCUCAAUGGACAUUCACCUCAGCGAUCUGAGAAAUGCCCUUGCUACUUUAAUGAGCGAAGGUGUUGUUUCUGUGCACGGAGAUAACGUUAAGAGGUUGUGAUGAAGUGGAGAUCUUGUUGCUGCUUCUUGGGGAAAUAGUAAAUAUUUUUAACUUCAUCGAGAUAACGAAAUGAAGAUAGCUUUGUUGACUGAUUUUCUGCUUGGUACUCAAAGCCCAACAACUGGGUUUCUAGCUGUAUGAUUCAUGGUCUCUUUUAAGGGGCAAUUCUUGUAGACUAUGUGAGUGCCUAAUUGCUCAAGUUAGUUGCCCUUCCAUCAUCAUCAUGUACCUUUGAUUGAUACAGUUGAAAAUAUGAUUCAUUGGAUUGGCUCCUUUGUACUAGUUUCGCUGUAAUUGAAUGAUUGCAUGUUUUACAUGUACGGAGUUAAGUUUUUGAUGUGUCA